This is a messenger RNA of Plasmodium vivax (malaria parasite P. vivax), 11940 nucleotides long. Its product is annotated as Adenylate and Guanylate cyclase catalytic domain containing protein. Gene Ontology annotation, biological process: cyclic nucleotide biosynthetic process; phospholipid translocation; intracellular signal transduction. Gene Ontology annotation, cellular component: plasma membrane. NCBI's taxonomy places the organism in Eukaryota, Apicomplexa, Aconoidasida, Haemosporida, Plasmodiidae. Gene Ontology annotation, molecular function: ATPase-coupled intramembrane lipid carrier activity; nucleotide binding. The record is from RefSeq and is a predicted model, not a curated record. The coding region runs from base 1 to 11940 and encodes 3979 amino acids. The transcript has a single exon.
AUGAUGGAGCGAAAAAAAAUGCACGAAAAGGCAAAUGACGGAUACAAGGCAAAGUACUCUGGGAAGUUAUUCGCAAAUCAUGCAAACAUGAAGAAUCAAAAUGUGAGCGAAAAUAAGCAGCCAAAUGAUUUUACCACAGCGGAAGCAGCAUGGAUGGAGAAGAAGCAGAAGCUGUAUAAAGACACGAAUAAUCAGCCCUUAUGGGACUUUAGAAAAAUACAAAUCAACCCAACGGACACAGAUGAGUUGAUAAGUUUCCCAACAAAUCAAAUAUGCUCCAAUAAGUAUGGAACGUACUCCUUCCUCUUUAAGAGCCUAUAUGAGCAAUUCUUACGAUUGCCAAACAUUUGGUUUUUGAUCAUCUGCCUGCUAGAAUUCAUGCCCGCCUUUCAGAACCUGUCAAAUUAUAUGUAUUAUACAAAACACUCUUCCAUUUAUUUGCUCGCCUUCUUCGUAUGCAUAUCUAUUGUGAAAAAUGUAUAUGAAGAUUCUAGGAGAUCAAAUAUAGACUCUCAAAUCAAUAACAGGCUGUGCCACGUUGUUGACGGUUCCAAUAGUCAGCUCAAAGCAGUGAGGUGGAUGGACCUAACGGUGGGUAGUAUCAUUCGCUUGAUAGAAAAUGAGCAAGUGCCAGCAGAUAUCCUCCUGCUAAGUUGCAACAAUAACGAAGGGUUGGUCUACAUAGAGACGUCACUAAUAAAUGGAGAAACAAACUUGAACAAAAAAUGUUGUGUUAAUGAAACGAGGAAUGAAACGUCCAUCUACGGAAUCUGCAACAUAAGAGGAAGAAUCAUUUGUGAAAAGCCAAACAGCAAUAUGGAAUCAUUUAAUGGUUCCCUAAAGUUAGAUGCACAUCCUCGUGCUACCUCCCUAUCAAUUAACAACGUUGUCUUUAAGGGGUCCUACAUAAAAAACACAGAUUACAUUUUCGGAGUUAUAAUUUACACAGGCACGGAUACAAAAAUUAUGAAAAAUAUAUUAAAGAAUGUUUAUAAAUCUGGAAAUGUAAAUAGAGAGUUAAAUAUAUACACCAUUUUGACGAUUAUAUUUACCCUCAUUUGUGUGUUCAUAUCUGUGCUGUGCAAAUGGACUGAAGAUGAUAAAUUCAAAAAUGGAACUCACUUUUUGCUAAUUACUGUAAAGGAUAAUUUGUUCGAGUCUAUUGUAAAGUACACGCUGCUCUACGCAAACAUCAUUCCCAUUAGCAUCCUCAUAACGGUCGAUUUGAUUUCCAUUCUGCAAAGUGUGCUCAUCGAAAAUGACAAUCGAAUUAGUACCUUCGAAAAUGAGUUAUCCGAACCAUCCAUCAUCGAUGAAGGUGAUGAACAUGCUGAUUUGAGAAUUACAAAAUCGUGUAACUUCUUUAGAAAAUACACCUUUUUUUUGAAUAACUUUAGCAGAAGGAACUUUACCAAAAAUAGAUUUUCCUCAACCAACACAGAACAAAAUUCGGACAAUAGGAAAAGCUUCAUCAGUACCUUUGAUAAACUUAGGGCUUUUAAAAGUUACUUUAAUAACAAAAGCAGCUUGAUCAACUCAAAGUCUCACUCGAAUACUGCUCAUAAUAGGAGCUCCCUUACCGAGAAUGACAGUCUGCAGGGGAAAAGGGCAAACAGGAAGAAUCACUUACUCGCAAGGGUGCAAAAUGCCUUUUUUAGGAAAGACAGACUCGUCAAUUUUGAGGCGAACAUGAGGGAUAAGCACCGCGAGCCCUUCCAUGGGCACGCCAAGAGCGGCGUAGAGAAUGGCGGCAAAAUUGGCGUAGUGAAUGGCGGCAAGAUCGACGUGGAGAAUAGGGGCGAUGUCGACGGGGAGGCUAACUGCCAGGCCAGCAGCCACGCAGACAAACCAACCCCACUGAACACCCAAGUCGCGAAGCGGCGAGGGAGAAACCCGCUGCGCGCCCUCCUCCCAUUUUUUCGAAGACGAAGGAAGGCAAACAGAACAAUUGGCGCGGUCAAAAAAGUGGAUAAAAUGAAAACCGCCAGUAAGUGCUACUUCCCGAAGGACCGUUCUACCCCCAAAGAAGAUGAAUACGGCUGGGGGAUCUGCCUCAAUUCUAACAUGCAUGGAGAUUUAGGAAACGUCGAUUUUAUUUUUACAGACAAAACGGGAACUUUGACGAACAACGACAUGUCUUUCAACAUGUGUUCCAUUGGUGGUAGAACGUAUGGAGGAAGGCGGCAGAAGGGGAAAAAGGCAAAAACGGGGAAAACAAAGCCUUCCAAUUGUAGUCGAACGGGAUCCUCCCACAAUGGCGAUAAUGUUUCGAAGAAGCAUGGCAGUAGCAACCGCUUCUUUAAAAAGAGAGACUCGGAAGACGCGAUGGUAAAAAAAAUCUCCUUCGUCACCAACAUCUGCAAUGAGUCAUCUGAUGAAUUUGAACAAGCUGCUGAGGGGGCGCGCAAAAAGAGGGACCAUUUCCCUCAUCCCCAUGAACAAAGGCGCGGAAAAAACGCAAGUGAAAACCAAUCGGAGAAUGCACACACACACGAUGCGGAUAAUCCGAAGAAAGGAGACAGCAUGUUCCCGAACUAUAAAUCUAGUUCCUUUUGGAAUUACCAAUCGAAGAGCAUAGAUCGAAAAAUGUCUGGCAACUCUUUAAAUGAAUGUCCAUAUUUGCAAAAUUCUGCAACGCUAUCCUCUUCCAUAUCGCCCAUGUCUUCUUCCCGUUUUUCCGCCCCUUCGUCUUCACCCUGUUCAUCGGCGUGCACAUCGGCGUACACAUCGGCGUACUCAUCAUCCUGCUCAUCAUCCGGUUUGUCCUCUUCCUCGUCUUCUGCCUCAUACCUCUCCUCCUGCGGCGUCCACCACAACGCCAAUUCGUCCUUCUUGUGUUCCUCGUCCAACAACGAGCAGCACGAAAUGGCCAACGAUUUUGAUAGCCUCAGGAGUUACUCCGAACUGGGACGGGAAAAACACAAUCGCACGCGUCUGCAGGAUGACACUAGGGAGGAGGAUACAGGCAGAGGGGGGGGGAGCGACGGAGAGAAGUACCCCCGCGAAUCACACCGCGAAUCACACAGCGAAUCCCACCGCGAACCCCACCGCGAAAGUGCCGACCUGUCCUACUUCUUCGACCGAAACUACCAAACCUACUUAACGCAGCACAAAUUUUCGAGGCCCCAAAAUUUUCGCAUAAAUAUGAACACAGGAUCCGUCAAAGCGAGGUGCGAUUUUGAUGACAAAAAGAUUUACGAAGACUUAAAUUCGAACACCUGGAGAGGCUACUACAUUGAUGAGUUCUUCAAAUGCAUAUCUCUAUGCCACGCAGUUGUCCCUUUCAUCCAAUUCGAUUACAUCCGAAACAAAAACUUAACUCAUUUCCCCUCGAGGAGCUCCAAGGGAGUUUCCCAAUAUAUGGAAAAAUACAACAACCACCCGAAGCAACAGUCAAACGAUGUGGUCAAGAUGAGGAACGAGCUGAAUUUGAAAACGUCCAUGGAGUAUGACUGCUUGGAGGAAGAAGAACAUCGGGGGGUAGGCAAAUUUGAAGACAGGCAAACGAAAUGGAUCACCGAAAUGUCAGACACUGCCAAAAAUGCGAAAAAGAAAAACGAAACGAAUCUGUACAAUUACAACACGCUGAAUAAUUUGAAGCAUAAAAAUGAGAAAAAAAACAACAUAAAAUUUAAAUUCCUUUUUAAUAAAAAAUUUAGGAAAAAAAAAAAAAGUUACACAUCUUUCGCCAGCUCAGAGAUUUACAAAGGGGCGGAAAAAAAACACACAGGUAGGUGGAACACUUAUUUGAAUAUGAAAAAGAGCAAGCAUUUGUUUUCCAAUGAGAAGGACAAUAAGAAGAGUGAGAGCGCUUACAUCUCCAAGAGGAUUAGCGCAGUUUCGUUUAAGCAAAUCUCGAAGGAGAAGCUGCUUUCCCUGAACAGCUACGCGAGCAAUCGCAACAGUGAGGGUGGAGCACCUGGAGUGGUGAAAAAAUACAAAGCCAAGUCGAACAACCCGGAUGAAAAGAGCUUCGAAUUCGCCUCCUUCGUCAAUGAGAGGGGAUACCGCAAUAGCGGCGGGAAUGGCGGCCUAAAUAACAGCGUGCAUGGCGGCCCAAAUAACAGCGCGAAUGGCCCGCCCCCAAUGUAUGAUGACGGAGGAACCCCCAAAAGGACGGAGGAGCGCAACGGUAUGCAGCACUCCGAUUUUGACCUCGACAAAUGUAGGGACCCCCGAAUAACGGAUAACUACGCUUCCGAGUCGAAUGCCUACCUGGAUGCCAUCAAGUAUCAGUCCAGCUCCCUCGAUGAGGAGUGCCUAAUUUACACCUCCAACUACCUUGGCUACAGACUCAUUUUGAGAAACAAAAACACCAUGUGCGUCGAAAUAGAUGGGAACCUGCACAAGUGGACCAUCAUAGGGAUUAACGAAUUCACGAACAAGAGGGGGAGAAUGUCUGUCGUCGUCAAGCCGGAGUUUAUGCAGUCCGGCUCCGUUCUCUAUGUGAAGGGAUCCGACACGUCCAUCCUGUCACUUCUAAACUUGAAGUAUAGCAGGUUUUUAGAAAGGGGGGGAAAGCGGAGGAGACGGAAGAGAAAGGCGCAUAAGGAGAGGCGGCGGGUUAGGGCCAAUCCGACGGGGUCGCCCAGCAGUAAAGGAAGGCACUCCAGGAAAAGAGACCAAAUGGACGCGAGCCAGGGGAAGAGCUCCGCCAGUGGGAUUAACACAGACUGUGAAUGCCACCAGUGUGGAGAUCAUUCCCACCAUGCAGAAUGCCACCAGUGCGGAGAUCAUUCCCACCAUGCAGAAUGCCACCAGUGUGGAGACCAUUCCCACCAUGCAGAAUGCCACCAGUGCGGAGAUCAUUCCCACCAUGCAGAAUGCCCCCAUCACGGAACAGAUGUGCACCUCGAGGCGGACUCCACUGGAAGGAGCGAAAGUUGCAGGUUUGCGAAGCGGUACCGACAGCUAGAAAAGCAGCUGCGCAAGUUCUCCGUCAAGGGGCUAAGAACCAUGGUGUUUGCCUUCAAGUACCUAAACGAAGAAGAAACGGUGAAGUAUAAAAAGAUGUACGACGAUGCGUGCGUGUCGAUAUACAACAAAGAGGAGAGACUAGAGAAGGUGGCCGAAACAGUGGAGACGGAGUUAACCUACCUAGGCAUCACCGGGGUUAAAGAUAGGUUACAAAAGAAGGUACCCAAAACGAUAGAAAUCUUGGGGCAGUCAGGGAUCCGUAUUUGGAUGCUAACAGGAGACAAUGUAGAGUACUCAUUACACAUUUCCUUUUUGUGUAAAAUUUUAAAUUCACACACGAAGAUAUUUCACGCCAUGCUGGAAAAUACAAAUUGUAAAAAGUUAAAAAGAGAAGGAAAAGCGCUGUAUGAACUGUUCCAAUUGGAGAAGGAAGAAAAAAAGAGUCACGAAAAAAUGUGUCUACUUAUCAAUGGAAAGAAUUUACAAACCUUCCUAAACCAUAGUGACUUGCAAACCCAUUUUCUAAACAUGGCAUGCAGCUCCGAUGUAGUGAUAGCCUGUAGAAUAACUGCAAAGCAGAAGGCAUUCAUUGUACAGUUGAUAAAGCAUAGACUGACGCCAACCCCCAACACAUUAGCCAUCGGAGAUGGAGCCAACGAUAUAGCCAUGCUGCAGGAAGCAAAUAUAGGAGUUAGUAUCAUGACCCCUGAGCGUAUAAUUUCUUCUGGCUAUUCAGAUUAUUGCAUAAAAAAUUUCUGUUGUCUUCGCAAGUUGCUAUUUAUAUAUGGCUCAAAACAUUUAUACACCAUCAGCAUUAUUCUGUACUGGAAUUUUUUUAAAAAUAUUGUCCUCAUAUUACCUGUGUUCUUUUACCAAGCCUACGCAUCAUGGAGUUGUGUAAGGAUCUACCCAGAAUUGCUAUACACCUUCUUCAACAUCUUCUGGAUUUUCAUCCCCCUGAUUUAUUACGCCUUUCUGCAGCACAACUUGAAUUAUGACGUGCUGUAUAAUAUCCCUUUAUUUUAUGCCCUUAGUAGGAGGAAAUACAACAUGAGUACGUUGAAAUUUUUCCCUUGGGUUGUGGAGGCCAUCUUUUACUCUGUGGUUGUUUUUUUUUUUGCGUACACGGCACUUGGGGAGAAUUCUCAUUUAAGCAAUGGGGAGGUAGUGACGAUUAGCACGUUUGGCAACAUUUGCUUCCUGGGGUGUUUUUUAAUUUCGAUUGUUCGUCUUUUUCUGGAAGGAUCUCUAUGGUCGCCAUCCAUACUGAUCACCUGUUUGGGUUUCUUUCUUUUUGUCUUUUUCCCCUCCAUUCUGUUUAUAUUGUUUGCCUACCUUUCUAAUGACUACAUAAGGGAGGUCUUCAGGCAGACCUUCAUGUGGACCCCUCUCUACAUUUUGCUGACUCUCUGGUUUACUACCUGCAUCAUUUGCUACAUCUUUAUCAAUUUUGUAAAAGCUGUCAUGUUCCCAAAUAUCUACAGCGUUGUCAACCACUGGCUGUUCGAGCAGUACCAGGAGAAGCACAGAAAGUACCAGUACGUCUACUUCCUAUCCGGCAAGAAAAAAUUCAUAAACUUGAAAAAAAUCGGAAGAAAAUUUAAACACAGAUUUAGCAGAACGGUUCACAAGACGUACAGGUUUAAGCCCACCAUGAAGCAGCUCCACCAGGAGGACUGCUCAACGAAUAAGAAGUGUCCAGCCAAACAGCCCAACCUUCAGAGCUCCCACGGUUCCUCCUCCAAAGGGUUCAACAAAGGGGGUAGCUCAAAAUUUGGCCAAGACAUCUUUGAUGGAGAGGAUAUCUCCCUCGGCUGCAAUGAUGAUACCCAGUUCGAUGAGGAGAAAACUUAUGGCAGCGCCAGAGUCACCUUGUGCCAGCAGGCCGUUCACGGGAUGGAGAAUUUGAGUCUCUCAGAGGGUGGAAGUGAGAAGUGGGACGCGCGAGGGGAAACCACAAAGGGGGAAGAGGAGAAGAAGAGGAGGAAGAAGAAACCCGGUGGACGUAAAAAAACGAGGUGGGGCAGUCCAAACGGCGAAAAUGACGAGGGGAGGCAGGAAAAAAAAGCGUCAAAAGCAACAGAGCAGAGAGAUAAACCCCGUUUGGAGAGCAGACCCAGGAAGGAACAUCCAACAGGUGAUGAUCUGCCAAAACAUGGCGGGGAACAGAAUGGGGACACCGCGCCGUCCAUCAAGGAAGUCGCGAUGAAAGCGCGGAAGGGCAAACUCGCAGCGGAUGAGGUGACUCUUCCACCAGUGAAGGGGAAAGAAGCCAAUCGCGUGGCUGCCAGCGGGGGAAAGAAUGGAGCGGCAAAUGGAGAAGCAGCAAAUGGGGAAGCAGCAAAUGGGGAAGCAGCAAAUGGAGAGAGGGCAAAUGGCGAGCUGCCCAAUGACGAAACGGCCAAUAGCGAGCUGCCCCCUUGCGAGGACAUCCGGGAAGACCGCACCCACUCCGCCUCGGACGAAUACGCCGAGUCGUCCAUCUCCAGAAUUGACGAAGCCCUGAUGGUCGAAAUGAAAAACUGCUUGAACCCCUUAAGGAACACCUUCCUAGUGGAUUUGCUGCCCCAAGGAAAGCGCUUCCGAAUUAACGAGGAGCACAUAUUUUUUAAAAACAACGAAAGGAUGGAAAACAUUCCAGAACCGCUAGAUGUGAACAAGAGGAACUACCACAUUAUACAAAAUCAGGCAGAGUUCUACGACAACGAAUCUACUUCUGAGUUCUCCUACACAAGUGCAGACAGUCUGAAUGACAGCAGUGGCAAAAAGAAGAAGAAAAAGGAAGACGCGCAAAAAGAAAUUGUAAAAGUUAGCAACCUGAUUAACAGAUUUACCUUAGCAUUUAAGGACAUGCAACUGGAAUCAGGGUUUCAAAUUCAUAAGAAGAAUAAAUUUUACAAAAUUUUUACCCCUUGGUAUAGAUUCAUUUUUAUUCUUCUAGGCGUCUUCUUUCUCUACAUCUGGAAGUUGGAGUCAUCCCUGAGCAGGUAUUGGAACAUCUCAUCAAAUGCUUCCACCGAUUUGUUCAUCCUCAUCUUGUCCUUGCUACUAGAAUUGGUCCUCCUGGCAGCAACGGUUACGACUUUUUUCCAAAAUAUUUUCAUAGAAAAUUUUAACAAAAUUAUUAGCUCUGUGGUAAUACUGAUCAUAACUCACCAUGUUGUUACGUACUCCAUUACGCACAUCGAUGGAGUUUUCCAAGCAGUGCUGUUCCCUCUCUACACAUUUGUCAUUUUGAGGUUGCCAUUCGUCAAUGCGGUGUUGUGUAACAUUAUUUUUUUAAGUCUCUUCAUCAUCAGAUUUAAAGGGGAUCACUUCCUAGACAAAAAAGGAUUAGCACAUUACAUUCCUUUAUUUAUCGGGGUCGAUGUGUUUGUAGGUUUUGUAGGUUACCGCUUAGAAUACAAUCAAAGAAAAAAUUUCCUCCUAGAAUAUUCAGUUGAAUCGUCCAGACGGAAGCAAAGAGAAAUAUUAAACACCAUGCUCCCCCCUUUUGUUGUUGAUGAAAUGAUUUACUCAGAACUGAAUGAAGAAGGCAUCCCCAUUUCGUUAAAGGCGGAAGAUAUAGAAACGGUUACCAUAAUUUUUUGCGACAUUUAUGACUUUCAAAAUAUCGUGGCUAGUAUUGAACCUACGAGGCUGGUGGAAGUGCUAGACAGACUAUUCCUCUGCUUUGACAAAUGCACAGAACAGUUUAACUGCACCAAAAUUGAAACGGUCUUCGAAACGUACCUUGCUGCAUGCGGGUUGGUGAAGAAGGAGGGGAGUGAGUCCAAGGAGAAUAAGGGUCAACAGGACGCCCACGACUCGAUCGACUUUGCGCUGUCCAUUCUGCAGGUUAGUAGCCACAUCAAGUACGAGAGGACGAAGCAUAUGUUCAAGAGGGGGGACUCCUGCGGCAGUGGGGCCGAGGGCAGCCAGGAGGCCGCCAAAAAGGAUGUAAUUACCAGUGGAGGCGCGAAUGCUGCCACUAACGCUAACGCCGCCAACAUCGCCAACACCGCCAACGCCGCUAACUCCGCUAACGGAGGGGAGGGCAGGCCCGCCCGAAUCAGAGUGAAGAUAGGCAUAAACUCGGGCAGAAUCAUCGCGGGCGUGGUGGGGUCGAAGAAGCCGCAGUACGCCCUGUUCGGAGACACAGUCAACACGGCGUCCAGGAUGAAGACGACGGGCAAGCCGGACUACAUACACAUAUCCGAAGCAACCUACGAUUUGGUAAAGGACGACAAAACGUUGGUGUAUGAAAAGAAGGAAACAGAAAUUAAAGGAAAGGGAACGAUGACGACGUACCUGCUAACAUCCGUCAUUGGAUUGAACUACCCAUUUUUAGAGGAACCAACAGAAGGAAAGGAUCAUUUUUUACCAGAUUUUUACCUAGACAGUAAUGACCCAAGCAACAAUAUAAACGUAGACCAAACACACAACAUCUUAGGCUUCUACUCAAAUAAGGUUAAUCAAAACAAUGAGUAUUAUAUAAAUGAUACCAUCUACAAUGACGAGCAGAGCUUUAACGAAUCAGACAAUGAUAUGAGUGACGCCUAUGUACAUUUGAAGGAGCUAUCACUUCAGGACUUUCCAAAUGAAUAUAUUAGAGAUGUAAAUAGCCAUUUCUACGAAAUUAUUAAGUUGAGGAACUUAAAGAUUGGCACAGCUGUAGGGCACCAACUGAAACAGAAAGAUGUCCUCAACAUGACCUUUUUAAAUAAUGGCCUCAACAAUGACACCACGACAAAUUUCAACCCCUACAUUGAAAGUAAUAAAAAUUUCGAGGAGGUGAAAGAGUUCGAUGGGGGGAUGAACAAGCUCUCGCUUAGCGACUCCCUAUAUUGCUUAAAUGAAAACUUCAUAAAAAAGGACCCAGAAAAUGACCACCUUCACCACAGGAGCAAGCUGGGAACACAGGAAAUAAUUGACCAGCAUACGAAGCAGAGCUUACGCAAUUUUUCCCCUUCUAAUAGGGACCUUCUAAACAACGAUGAGGAUGAUUACAGGGACAUCCAACUGUGCUCGCGGAAAUGCAACAUCUGCGGGGAAAACUACUGCACUCCAAAUGAGUGUGUCAAUUAUGACCACGUGAAUCAUGUGGCCUACCAUAAAAUGCUGCGCAACAUAAGGAGGAAUUACCUCAAGAAUAUUCGGAAGGACGCCAAAAAGGAGGCAGACAGGAAGGAAGAACUGGACGGACGGGGAUCCAAGGGGGGGCUGCUAUCCCCCAGCCAUAUCGCUUCCUACUUGUCGAAGGUGUUUUCCAUUUGGGGAUGGCGAAGAUGGCGAAAGCGGAAGGAAGGGCGCAGCACGCAGGGGGAAGUAAACCAUCUGGAGAGCCCCCCCAAAAUGGAAUACGCACAGGGAAAACCCCAUCUGGGUAAUCCAAACAGCAGAGCAGAGCGAACCCCCCCCGCGAUCGAAAAGGAGGACAAAUUCAAACGAGUAAUAUCGCUGAACAGCGAGUGGAUCUUCCUCAAAUUUAGCGACAAAAAUUUGGAGGCGAAAUACAGGGCCCACUUCUACAGCAACAAAUCGAACAUUAACUCGAUCGAGCAGGCCCUAAUCAUAUUCCUAGUUACCUUCGUCAUGCAGACCCUAAUUUCGAGCACAGUAUCCAUCGUGUUCGUGGACCACAAAAUUGCCACGCAGACGUUAGAGGUGAACUACUUUGCAUACUGGUCUGUGCGGUCUCUCUACACCUACCUUGGCUUUAUCCUUUGGCUACUUUUUCACUACCGAACGAGGCCAGAAGUGUCUUCCCUGCUGAACAUAAAGUGGAUGAUAUUUUUCCUCAAUUUGUUAUUCAUAUCUGCCGCUUGCGUUUUUUCCAUUGCCUAUUUAUGGGCCAUUUCAGAGACGGACCAGACGACUUCCUACACCAUAUGGAUGACGAAUGAUACGAUAGAGUUCUUUUUUUACCUAGUUAUAUUGCACCAUAACACGGGGAUGCUAUUCCAGACGUGCAUCCUGGUUGACCUGUUAUUCAUUACUAUGUCUUUAACAUUCAUAUCGACUAGCGUGGUUAAGACCAUCACCACAGACUCGACAGUAAUGUUAAUCCCCUGGUAUGUAACCUUCAAUUUGAUUUCUACGUACUGUAAAGAAUCCAUAGAUAGGAGGACCUUUUACGCAAAUGAAAGUGCCAAGAAGACAGAAAACAGAGCAACAGAGCUUCUCAACGAUAUGCUUCCAAAACAUGUGUUAGAAGAGUUCCAACAGGAUAGACUCAAACUUGCCUACACACACGAUAGGCUAACUUUUCUCUUUGCGGACAUCUGUGGAUUUACUUCUUGGGCCAAUGGAGUUGACGCCUCUGAAGUUUUGACUUUACUGCAGAAAUUAUUUGCCAAGUUUGAUAACGACAGCACCAAGUAUGGCCUCUACAAAUUAUGCACCAUUGGUGAUGCAUACGUAGCUAUAAGUGAGCCAGUCACUGAGGACAACCAAGAUUAUGACCCUGUUGAUGGGACGGAGAGGGUACUAGAAAUGGCCUAUUCGAUGAUUAGAAUUAUAAAAGAAAUAAGGGAGAAACUAUGCAUCCCUAAUUUGAAUAUGCGCAUAGGAUUACAUUACGGGUCAUGUGUAGGGGGAGUUAUCGGAUCGGGUCGACUACGAUAUGACUUAUGGGGAAUUGAUGUUCUUACGGGGAAUCUCAUGGAGAGUAAUGGAGUCCCUGGCAAAAUUAACGUCUCCGAAACGCUCAAGAAUUUUCUCCUACAGCAGUUUAAAAAUAGGUUCAUUUUCAAACCGCACACCACCGUUCGGGUCAUCUAUAAGGACGUCAAAUCUUUUAUCAUAACCGAUAAGAAAGAAAUCGAUGCGAUGAAUAACUCCAAGAAUUUGCACAACACGGGGUACCUGCUCAACCGGAAAAUGCGCAGACAGAACCAGUUGGAUGCUGACCUUCUAUUUGAUGGCAAGAGGCCCGACACCUUCACUCGCUCCAUGUGCAACUCGAAUUCGUUUGACAAUGGCCAGCCGCCCGACAGGGAUUUGUACUCCAUCAACGUGAACGAUGGGGCGUCCAACUCGUAG